AUGGAUGGACUCCUACUGGCCACUGUGGCAAUUGCCUCCUGUCAGUAUCCUCGCGAAAGAGCACCCCAACCACCUCCUCGUCAAGGGCCUCCUCCUGAGGAAUAUGCUCCGCCUCCUCAAGCAUCCAGAUCUCAAUCCUACGCCUCAGACAGAAGCCCACAGAACUUAAUUUACAGGCCGGCUGACGUCCAUUACGUCAACAUCGGCCUUGAACUGGCCGGAGACUACAAGUUUGGUUACGACACCGGCAAAGCCAACGACGGGCAGAGCUUCCGUGAAGAGACCAGACUGCCCGAUGGGACAGUGCAGGGUGCUUAUGGCUACGUGGAUGAAACCGGAAGGCAAAGGAUUGUCCGCUACACCGCUGGCAAAGAUGGCUUCAAAGCUGAAGGUGAUUUAGGACCUGCAGGAGCCCCGAAAGUUGCUCCAGUCAAACCAGCUCGGGCAGCAGUUCAAACUCCGCCCCAGCGAGCUUAUGCCCCGCCCCAACAAUCUUAUGCCCCGCCUCAACAGUCCUAUGCCCCGCCUCAACCAUCCUAUUCUUCACCUCCUCAGGAAGAGUACCAGCCUCCUCCACAGCCACAGCAAACCUACAGACCUCCUCCACGACCACAGGCAGCAUACAGACCUCCACCAGCACAGUACUCUCCCCCUCCUGCAUCUUAUUCUUCGAGACCGAGGCCACAGAGCUAUGACCAACAGCCCCAAAGACCAAGACCUCAACGUCCUGUGAGACCAGCUCCUCCUCCGAGUUACGAUGAGUCACCGGACUAUGACAAUCCCAACAAUGAAAUUGGCGAAAGAAGAUUAGCUCCUAUCGAUACUUCUCUUUUAAAUUAUAAUAUCGGCAUUGCUUUGUCAACUCUGUUCGCUUUCGCUAGCGCUCAGUAUCCAUACCAGGGACAACAGGCCUACCAACAAGCCCAACAUGCACCAGCCUACCAGCAACAGCCCCAGGCUUACCAAUCACAGCAACAGUCGUAUCAACCUCAACCACAACAGUACCAGCCACAACCACAGGCCUACCAGCCUCAACCUCAAGCAUACCAGCCUCAACCUCAACAACCACGAUCCCACACGCCAGCUGCCGUCCAUUACGUCAACAUAGGGGCGGAGCUUGCUGGAGACUACAAGUUUGGCUACGACACUGGCAAGGGAACUGAUGGCCAGAGUUUCCGAGAGGAAACCAGACUUCCAGACGGUAGUGUGCAAGGGGCCUAUGGGUAUGUGGACGCCGAUGGAAAACAAAGAGUAGUCAGGUACACUGCUGGUAAGGAAGGAUUCAAGGUUGAAGGAGAUGACAUUCCAAAAGCCCCACCAGCACCUGCAGCAGCAGCUCCCCAACAGCAACAACCUAACUACAACAACUAUGGAGGCAGCCCUAACAACAACUAUCGUGGCUAUUAAGAGAACAUAUCAGUCAAAAUGUGUAUUUGAUUUUUAAGCCAAAUAAGUUCAUUCCAAAAGACCAACCAGCAGCUGCAGUAGCCCCCCCCCCCAAACAGCAACAACCCAACUACAACAACUAUGGAGGCAGCCCUAACAACAACUAUCGUGGCUAUUGAAAGAACAUAUCAGUCAAAAUGUGUUGUUGAUUUUUAAGCCAAAUAAGUUACUAUUAAGUUCAUUAUCCUGAUAUUUGAAAACGGAUUUAAUUUUAAAACAAUUUGCCUUUAAAUAUUUUUUGAAAUUUUAAACUUUUAUCAAAGUCAAACUUAAUAAGUUCGUAAAUAGCGUAUUUACAAGCUUUCUUCAAUUAAAAAUUAUUUACAAUCAUUAAUGAAUUAAAUGUUUCAUUUUAGAACAUUUAAUUGAUUUCUAGCUUAGUUGAUCUCAUGACUUUUCACAGGGCCUGAUUACUGAAUAGGCCGACUAGAUCAUGGCCUAGGGCCCCCACGUUUUAGGGGCCCCCAAAUAGCAAAAAUGUUUUUGGUUAAUGGCUAAAAAUGUUUUCUUUAAUGGCUGAAGUUGUAAAGAUUUUGCUACAAAAAAUCAUUUGGCUUUGGUUCCCCUGAUAUCUUAAU
Molecule: messenger RNA, 2024 nt
Organism: Uloborus diversus
Lineage: Eukaryota; Metazoa; Arthropoda; Arachnida; Araneae; Uloboridae
Product: basic salivary proline-rich protein 2-like
Exons: 3
Coding region: 1-1407 (468 amino acids)
Cellular component (GO): chitin-based extracellular matrix
Molecular function (GO): structural constituent of chitin-based larval cuticle
Source: RefSeq, a predicted model, not a curated record